UGGAGCUAUGAAGGGGCUGACGUUCAGCAGCGUCAGCUUUCUUCUCUUAUUCACCCUCUUCUCUCAGUCUCUUGCCGUAAAACACAAUGAUUUCAAAACAUGCUCCCAGUCGGGAUUCUGUCGUCGAGGACGUGCUCUAGCUGAACGGGCGAAUACUACUCCACGCUGGCAAUCCCCAUACUCUCUUGAUCCUUCUUCUAUUUCAGUUUCGUCCAGCCAGGCCUCCUUUACUGCAGGUAUCAAGUCGUCGCUAUACCCCGAUAUCAAGUUCGGCCUCGACGUGCGCGUGCAGGAGGAUGGUGUGGUUAGAGUGCGGAUGGAUGAGAUUGACGGACUAAGGAAGCGUUAUGACGAGGCUGCUGGAUGGGCGUUGAUCGCGGAGCCACUAGUCAACCAGGAUAUUACAUGGACGGUGGGGAAGAAGGACGUUCGAGCGACAUAUGGCCCAAAGAAGGACAUCGAGGUCGUCGUUGAGUUCCAGCCCCUGCGCGUAGUGCUAAAGAGGGGUGGCAAGGAGCAAGUCGUCGUUAAUGGGAGAGGUCUUCUGCAUAUGGAGCACUUCAGGACAAAGUCUGAAGCAAAGGAGAUCAAAGAGGGAGAAGAGGCCCAGGAGCCGAUGCAGGUCAACUCUCUCGCCUGGUUCGAAGGUGACUCUGAGGAUGGGUACUGGGAGGAAUCGUUUGGUUCGCACAAGGACUCAAAACCUAAGGGUCCCGAGUCUCUUUCUGUCGAUAUCGAGUUCCCGAACCACGGCCAUGUCUAUGGUAUCCCUCAGCACGCCACCUCGCUUUCCUUACCCACAACCACUGGCGACGAUCCAUUCUACAGCGACCCGUUCCGUCUGUACAAUGCGGAUGUCUUCGAAUACUUGGCUUCUUCUCCGAUGUCGCUCUAUGGUUCCAUUCCUCUGAUGCACGCCCAUUCUGCCGACUCAACUGUUGGCGUAUUCCACGUCGUCGCUUCGGAGACCUGGAUUGAUAUCUCGCAUCCUACUACGAAGUCAACGAACACCCACUGGAUCUCGGAAUCGGGCAUUCUUGACCUUUUCCUUCUGCCCGGUCCGACUCCGGAGGCUGUCUUCAAGCAGUAUGCUACCCUCACGGGAACCGCACCUUUGCCAGCGCAUUGGGCUUUAGCCUACCACCAGUGCAGGUGGAACUACGUCAGCUCAGACGACGUUAGGACCGUAGCCAAGAGGUUUGAUGAAGAGGAUAUGCCAGUCGAUGUCUUCUGGCUCGAUAUCGAGUACGCUGAAGAGCACAAGUACUUCAUCUGGGACAAGAAGACAUUCCCUGACCCGAUUGAGAUGACGAACGAUGUGGCUGCUGUUGGACGCAAGAUGGUCGCGAUUAUCGACCCUCACCUAAAACGCACGUCCAACUACCCUGUUUACGAACAAGCCAAAGAACUCGACGUUCUCGUGAAGAAGAGCGACAACAAUGAGUACGAAGGUUGGUGUUGGACCGGUAGUAGCUCUUGGGUGGACUUCUUCAACCCUGCCAGUUGGUCGUGGUGGGCUAGCCUGUUCAAGAUGCAAGAGGGCAAGACAUGGUCUUGGACCCAAAGCACAGAAGAUAUAUAUGUCUGGAACGAUAUGAACGAACCUGCUAUCUUCAAUGGACCCGAAAUCACGAUGCCGAAGGACAACGUCCACUAUGGUGGCUGGGAACAUCGUGAUGUCCACAACAUCAACGGAAUGCUCUUCCCCAACGUGACUUCCCAAGGGCUCAUCGCUCGUUCUGACCCACCCAAGCGUCCCUUCGUCCUGACUCGCUCCUUCUACGCUGGUUCGCAGCGCUUCGGCGCUAUGUGGACUGGCGACAACAUGGGUACUUGGGAGCACAUGGCCGUCGGUAUCAAGAUGGUCCUCGCCAACAGUAUCGCUGGCAUGUCUUUCGCCGGCUCCGACGUUGGUGGUUUCUUCGGUAACCCCGAAUCAGAGAUGCUCGUUCGUUGGUACCAGUGGGGUAUCUUCUCGCCAUUCUUCCGUGCCCACGCGCACAUCGACACGAAGAGGCGUGAACCGUACCUUCUGGAUGAGCCAUAUAAGAGCAUGCUCAGGGAUAUCUUACGCUUGCGGUACUCGAUGCUCCCCGUAUGGUACACUGCGUUCCGGGAGACCAGCGCUACUGGGUUGCCUGUAUUGCGCCCUCAGUAUGUGAUGUUCCCUCAGGAUACCAACGGGUUUGCGAUCGACGAUCAGUUCUAUGUUGGCGGGUCAGGCUUGCUCGUCAAGCCAGUCACGUCGCCUGGCGCUAAGGAUGCAUCAGUCUAUCUCGCCGAGAACCAGGUUUACUACGAUUACUUCUCGCACAAGGCCUACCGCGGCUCUUCAAAAGGCAAAUCCGUGACUGUUCCCGCAGAGCUCCACCAAGUCCCCGUUCUCAUCCGUGGCGGCUCUGUCAUCCCUACACGUGAACGGCCUCGCCGCUCCUCCCCUCUCAUGAAGAACGAUCCCUUCACUCUUCGUGUUGCUCUUGGUUCUGCCUCUUCCGCUCGUGGAGAACUCUACCUCGACGACGGCGUGACGUUCUCCCACGAAAAAGGAGACGUCGUCUUCCGCGAGUUUACUGCCGGAAAAGCUGGCAAGGGUAUCCGUAUCUCUUCCACUGAUCUCGCCGCCGCACAUCCCGGCGACGUGGCACUCUCGACCUACGACAAGCAGAAUGAUUUUGUGAAGAGUAUCGAGAAGGUCAAGGUGGAGAAGAUUGUCGUCCUUGGGUUGGGAGUGAAGCCUUCGAGUGUCAAGAUUGAGGGUGGGGAGCAAUUGGAGUUUGAGUUCGUUGAAGGUGUGGCGGCGGAUGGGAAGAAGGAAGGGGUCGCGAGUGUGUUGACGAUCAAGAACCCGGGGGUGCUUAUCACGAAAGAUUGGGAGAUUGUCGUUGCCUAAGCCCUGAGCGGUGUAGGGUUGCAUGGAGCACGUUACCGUGAUUGUUUGGUAGUGUAUAGUUAUCUCGGAUAGAAAUUCCUUAUACUUCCUCGGAUGAGCGUAUGGGCCACUGUGGCCCGGCGUCAGUCUACUUG
This is a messenger RNA of Stereum hirsutum FP-91666 SS1, 3024 nucleotides long. RefSeq names its product glycoside hydrolase family 31 protein. The coding region runs from base 8 to 2890 and encodes 960 amino acids. Gene Ontology annotation, molecular function: alpha-glucosidase activity; carbohydrate binding. The transcript is spliced from 8 exons. NCBI's taxonomy places the organism in Eukaryota, Fungi, Basidiomycota, Agaricomycetes, Russulales, Stereaceae. The record is from RefSeq and is a predicted model, not a curated record. Gene Ontology annotation, cellular component: glucosidase II complex. Gene Ontology annotation, biological process: N-glycan processing; carbohydrate metabolic process.